This is a messenger RNA of Gastrolobium bilobum, 1107 nucleotides long. RefSeq lists its product as uncharacterized. The transcript has 2 exons. Bases 1 to 1107 code for a protein of 368 amino acids. The record is from RefSeq and is a predicted model, not a curated record. Lineage: Eukaryota; Viridiplantae; Streptophyta; Magnoliopsida; Fabales; Fabaceae. Gene Ontology annotation, molecular function: catalytic activity.
AUGAAUUGUCUUGUUUGGAAUUGUAGGGGGGCUGCUAUGAAACAGUUCAAAAUAACCCUCUGCAAUUUUAUUAGAAAAUAUAAGGUUGGUUUGGUUGCCAUUUUGGAACCAAGAAUUAGUGGUGUUUUGGCUCAAAAAAAAAAAAAACAGAUUGGAUUUAAGAAUGUUGUGAUAGAGGAAGCUGUUGGGUUCUUUGGUGGAAUUUGGUUAUUAUGGAAAAAAGAAUUAUGCUCUAUUUCUCUCGUAGAAAAAACUAACCAGUUUAUUCAUGUGAAUUGCUAUCUUAGUACUGGGCCUUCUUUUCUGUUGAAUGUUGUUUAUGCUUGUCUUAAGGAGGAAGGUAGAGAAGCUUUGUGGUUGGAUCUGAUUAGAAUUGGAGGUUCUGUGAUGGGUCCCUGGAUGAUGAUGGGGGAUUUUAAUGAAAUUGCAUCACUAAAGGAGAAAAAAGGUGGUGCCCCUUUCAAUCUGGCUAGAACUUUGAAGUUUUAUGCUGUUUUGAAUGAAAGUAAGGUUCUGGAUAUUUGUUGUAGAGGGUCAAGAUUUACAUGGAGAGGUCCUAAAUGGCUUCAUCUAAAUAGAGUUUUUAAAAGGCUGGAUAGAGUGUGUGCUAAUGCGGAUUGGAGAACUAGUUUUGCUGAUGCUUUUGUCAGAACAUUACCCAGGCUGAACUCUGACCACAACCCGUUUUUGCUGUCUCUUUUUCCUUCAGUGGUUAAUUGGAAAAGUAGGCCUUUUCGUUUCCUUGCAGCUUGGCAGGAUCAUUCCUCUUUCCUUCAUUUUCUGCAGGAUGUCUGGUGUUCGGAUUUGACUAUUGUUCAUAGCUUAGCUAACUUAGUGGAUCAGUUGAAAUCCUGGAACAUAAGGGUUUUUGGAUGCAUCCAGAUUAGGAAGGAUUUCUUGCUGAAAAAACUCCAUGAAACUCAGUUGGAAAGUCUCCUUAAUUUGGAUGAUGCUAAUGUUGUAUUGGAAGUAGCUAUCCAAAAAGAAUUGAAUGAGGUCGAUGCUUUAGCAUCAGGAAGCAGUGUUGUAGCAAUGGAGAUGAGGUCAGCAGUACAUACUGUUGACAUCAGCACCAGCAAACCAUGGAUCCAAGCCCAAUUUGGUUGA